CUUUAUCUCACUUUCCCUGCUGAAUAUAUUUUUGUUUUUCCUUCUAAACAAGUAAGCCCUCAAUGUUUUAAGAGUCAACUCUCAUGGGCCAUCUAUUAUGGGCCACAACUCUUAAGUAGACUGUACAAAUGGCCCAAGAGACGCAUUCAGCUCAAAUCACUCAAUUCUCGGGAGUCGAAAUGGAAGCAGUUUGAUAAAAUAACAGAAAAUGGAAAAACAAAUUCAACAAACUAAUCAGCACAAUCCUCCUUAAUCUCUGUAAACCUCUUCAAAACCUUAUAAAUGUCCGAGGUGAGUUUGUGGCUUGCGAGUGUAUAUUUGCCGUGCGUGGUUUUUCACUUUUGACCAAUGUACGGAUUAAUGGCUUCGAGGCGCUUGCAAAGCAAAUGCGCUUCUUUGAACUGGUUCAGCUCGUUCAGUGCUUCAAGGUUUGCUCAUUCACUAGCCUUUGCCACAGUGAAAGCCGAAGAAAUAUCAGGCGCUCAGCCAGCUGAAGUUCUGAAUUUGGCCAAAAAAGAAAGAAAAGGUGAAAUUAUUCAUGUGUUUUCAUGGGAAAAGAGCAUAACUAAUGUGGUAGUGACCUCUCCAAAGGAUACCGGUAAUUGGACAAAAUCUUUUCGUUGGAACAAUAUUCCUGAUCCUUUAAAUGGCGAACUGUUUAUUAAGGUUUCUGAAGUUGAUGAGAAGGAAAUAAAGCCUUUUGUCGAGAGCUUGUCCAGUUGUCCCAAACAUGGUCUUCACAAUCCAUUUAAAUCACCUGAGAGGUACCUGAUGCUUGGAGAUGUAACCACAAAAGCAGCUCAUAAGCUAUCACUGCCUGAGGUUUCUGAUUUCUUUGCCAAGCUAGUACAAAGGGUGUCUCCGAAGAGUUACCAACAAGCGUUCGCUGAAGUUUAUGUCACACAGAAGUUUCUAGAAAAUUUCUGUGGCGAUCAGGUUCGUUUUCUGGCUAGGUCAUUUGGUGUUCCAGGUAAUCAUUUGGGUCAACAGAGCCAUGGCUUUAGGUGGCCUUAUGGUCCAGUCACAAUUAUUACUCCUUUCAAUUUUCCGUUAGAGAUUCCAGUGCUUCAACUCAUGGGCGCUCUAUAUAUGGGAAACAAGCCACUGCUUAAAGUUGACAGCAAGGUAUCUGUUGUUAUGGAACAAAUGCUUCGUUUGCUCCAUGAGUGUGGGCUUCCUUCGGAAGAUGUUGAUUUCAUAAACUCUGAUGGGAAAGCAAUGAACAAACUUCUCUUGGAGGCAAAACCACGCAUGACUCUAUUCACCGGUAGUUCAAGAGUUGCAGAGAAAUUAGCUGUUGAUCUAAAGGGUCGAAUCAAACUCGAAGAUGCUGGAUUUGACUGGAAGAUUCUUGGGCCAGAUGUCCAUGAGGAGGAUUAUAUUGCUUGGGUUUGUGACCAAGAUGCUUAUGCAUGUAGCGGCCAAAAGUGUUCGGCUCAAUCCUUGCUGUUCAUGCACGAGAAUUGGGGUAAAAGUUCACUCAUAAAUAAGCUUUCGGGUCUUGCUUCUAGAAGAAAGCUGAACGAUCUCACUAUUGGCCCUGUUCUUACCGUCACAACUGAAGCAAUGCUUGAUCACGUGAAAAAAUUGCUCAAUAUAAAAGGAUCGCGCGUUUUGUUUGGCGGUAAAGCUUUACAAAACCAUUCUAUUCCUACAGUGUACGGAGCCAUCGAACCUACUGCCAUCUUUAUUCCACUCGAAGAAAUUCUGAAGGAGAACAAUUUUGAUCUCGUGACAAAAGAAAUCUUUGGCCCAUUCCAGAUUGUCACGGAAUACAAACACGACGAGCUUCCGCUUGUUCUAAACGCUCUCGAAAGAAUGCACGCGCACUUAACAGCUGCAGUUGUGUCGAACGAUCCUUUGUUCGUGCAGGAGGUUGUUGGGAAUUCUGUUAAUGGAACUACUUAUGCUGGACUUAGAGCAAGGACUACCGGAGCUCCACAAAAUCAUUGGUUUGGGCCGGCGGGUGAUCCAAGAGGAGCCGGAAUAGGGACACCGGAGGCAAUAAAGCUGGUUUGGUCCUGCCAUAGAGAGGUCAUUUAUGACAUUGGCCCAAUACCACAAAAUUGGACAACUCCUAAACCAACUUAAAGUUUUUGUCCAAAUGUUGAGCUGCAAGAAAAUUGCAAAGACAUAUCAAAGUUUGAAGCAUUUUAUGUAAAAUUGCUAUGGAUUUUGAUGAAAUUCGAUGAAAGGUCUCGCUCGUUCUUGAAUUAUUGACAUAUGAGGUUAUCGGAAGAUUCUGUCGUGUUUUUGCAGCCCACCACAACGAAUCUCUGGGAAAUUUCGCAUUUUGACAAGGGUUUGGAGAAAGAGAGACAUGCAAUUCGAACAAGUUGUGUGCUCAUUUUUUUUCGACCCUCUUUGGAAUUGAGGAUUAAAACUUAUUUUCUAGUAAUUUUAAAUUCAGCAUCAUGUUUGAUCAACGAAGACGAACCUUUUGAUUGAUGUAUCAAAGUGUGCCCGGCAAAACCUUUUAUUGUUCAUUCAUCUACUUCAGUAUAUGCUUUAGAGCAGGGCAUAUCAUAUAUGUCUAUG
Messenger RNA from Striga asiatica, 2538 nucleotides. The record is from the annotation of a GenBank genome assembly. NCBI's taxonomy places the organism in Eukaryota, Viridiplantae, Streptophyta, Magnoliopsida, Lamiales, Orobanchaceae.